Messenger RNA from Myotis daubentonii (Daubenton's bat), 3459 nucleotides. It is a transcript of the gene SECISBP2, whose product is annotated as SECIS binding protein 2. Gene Ontology annotation, biological process: selenocysteine incorporation. Gene Ontology annotation, cellular component: ribonucleoprotein complex; mitochondrion. Lineage: Eukaryota; Metazoa; Chordata; Mammalia; Chiroptera; Vespertilionidae. The record is from RefSeq and is a predicted model, not a curated record. Gene Ontology annotation, molecular function: selenocysteine insertion sequence binding; mRNA 3'-UTR binding; ribonucleoprotein complex binding.
GUCCGCCCGGAAGGUGGAGAGAGGGUGGGCGAGCGCUCGGCGCUAGUCCGCCCAGCCGACGGGGCGGCUGCUGGCCUCCGGGGCCGGGACGCCUCCGAGCCGCGGGCCAUGGCGUCGGAGGGGCCGCGGGAGCCCGCGGGCGAGGGCAUCAAGUUGUCAGCAGAUGUCAAACCGUUUGUCCCCAAAUUUGCUGGGCUCAGUGUGGCAUGGUUAGAGUCUUCAGAAGCACCCGUGUUCCCCAGCUGUGCAGCCGCGUACUAUCCUUGCGUUCAGGAGCUGCCUGUGCCUGAGCAGACACUCUAUCCUGAGGAUAUGGCCUUUGGAGCUUCAACAUUUCCUCAUCAGUAUUUAUCUUCGGAGAUGGCUCUUCACCCAUAUACCCCUUCUCCUUACACCCUGGAGUCUGCACACAAUAUUUGCCCAGUGCCUGGCUCCCAGUAUGAUUACAGCCAACCCAGUCAUUACCGAGGUUUCCAGACGAAGCCACAGUGUGAGCACGUGUGCCCUCUCCCACAAGACACGAAAGCUCUGUUUAAGAAAAAAACAUAUGAUGAGCAAAAGUUUGCCGGUAAAAAGGCUGAUGGACCUGUAUCAUCUGAUGUAAAGUCAGUGAGAAGCUCACAUUGUUUGUCCUUUCGUGCUGACUCUAAUUUGAAAUCAGGUAAAGAUGGUUAUCAUAAACGAACAGACAGGAAAUCCAGAAUCAUUGGAAAGUGUGGACCUGCCUCCAAACCUGAGUUUGAAUUUACCGGGUUGGAUUUUCCUAAACUGCAGGGUGCAGAGAACAGUGAGAGAGUAGAGACACCAAAACAGCCCAAGUGGGGGCCUCCACGCUCUGCCUCUACAGACACGUCCCUGGGGAGAGAAGCGGUGAAACCCGCUCCAGCGUUAGAGGGUGAAAUAGUGGUGAAAAAUAAUAAGCCGACUGACUCUGUAACUGAUAAUGCUGCUACCAAUUCCUCUCCAUGUACAGGAGAGUUAUCCUGGACGCCAAUGGGUUAUGUUGUCCGUCAGACGUUACCUACAGAGUCAUCAUCAGCCCCUAGAAAUGUUACUUCUGUGAUAAACCUAAAGACGGUUGUUUCAUCAGCAGAUCCUAAAAAUGGUAGCCAAUCAUCUUCUCAAGUUUUAUCUUCGGAUCCUUCCUACAGCAGAGAGAAACCCAUUGUCCACUCAACUAAAAAGUGCAAAGCAUCACAAGGUGGUGAUUCUGAGCAAAAUGAAGUCUCAAGAAAGAAUAAGAAAAAGAAAGAAAAGUUUAAAUCAAAAUGUGAAAUCCACACAGCGCAAGAGCCACCACGGAUUGAAGAUACUGAAGAGUUUCCCAUUCUGGCAGUUGCAUCUGAAAGAAGAGACAGAGUAGAGUCACGGAAAUGUCAAUCUAAGCAGCAGCCACAGAAUAAUUUUAAAAGUGGAAAGAAGAGCCAAACUCCAGUACAGUUGGAUUUGGGGGGAAUGCUGGCAGCACUGGAAAAGAAGCAGCACUCCCAGAAUGCAAAGCAGUCCUCCAAACCAGUGGUGUUUUCAGUCGGGGCAGUUCCUGUUCUCUCCAAAGAGGCCACGUUGGGGAAGAAGGGCCACCGCCUCAGCCAGGUGAAGGCCCCGCACAACCCCCUGGACUCCAGCGCCCCCCUGAUGAAGAAGGGGAAGCAGAGGGAGGUCCCCAGAGCCAAGAAGCCGACGUCACUGAAGAAGAUUAUUUUGAAAGAACGGGAGGAGAGAAAGCAGCAGCGUCUCCAGGAAAAUGCCGUGAGCCCCACUCUGGCCAGUGAUGAUGUGCAAGAUGUAGAGAGUGGUGACAACCUGGCUCUGGAGCAGGAGGAGCCCACAGCCCCACAGGUGCUGUGCUGUGACUUGCUUUUCUGUGACACUCCGGCGGGAGCAGAAGCACCCAUGUGCUCCUCUCCUGCGGGAGAGAGCCAGUCAGAAGAGCCGCUGGGAGCUGAGAUCCAUAAGGAGGCAGCGACCUGCUCCCUGGCUCCCGAAGGUGCCAGCUGCCCCAAGAUCCACAGCCGGAGGUUCAGGGAUUACUGCAGCCAGGUGCUCAGUAAAGAGGUGGACGCCUGUGUUUCGGAGCUGCUGAAAGAGCUGGUCCGCUUCCAAGACCGUAUGUACCAGAAAGACCCCGUCAAGGCCAAGACCAAACGCCGGCUGGUGCUGGGGCUGCGGGAGGUGCUCAAACACCUGAGGCUCCGGAAGCUGAAGUGCGUUAUCAUCUCUCCCAACUGCGAGAGGAUACAGUCGAGAGAAAAGUGCUGCUGAAUACUUCGGGAAGCUUAUGGUGAACAGGCUCCAUCUCAAGAUCCUUGUGAGCGCUGGUUUAAACCCUUUAAAAGUGAUGAUUUCAAUAUGAAAGACAAAGAACGUCCAGGUCAACCGAAAAAGUUUGAAGACCAACAAUUACAAGCAUUAUUGGAUGAAGAUGCAUGUCAAACUCAAAACCAACUUGCAGAAAGAUUAAAUGUUGCUCAGCAAACAAUUUCCAAUCAUUUACAAGCAAUGGGAAAAGUUUUAAAAGAAGGAAAAUAUGUGCCACAUCAACUGAACGAAUGACAAAUGGAAAACCGAAAAGUCAUCAGUAAAAUGUUGCUUCAAUGGAAUAAAAGAAAGUCUUUUUUGCAUCGAAUUGUGACUGGUGAUGAAAAGUGGAUUUAUUUUGAGAACCUCAAACAUACAAAAUCAUGGGUUGAUCCAGGUCAACCAUCAACAUCGACUACAAGGCCAGAUCACUUUGGAAAGAAGACAAUGCUCUACAUUUGGUGGAUCAGGAAGGUGUGGUGGAUUAUGAGCUUCUAAAACCAGGUGAAACCAUUAAUACUGAUCGCUACCGACAACAAAUAAUCAAUUUAAACCACCUUUGAUUGGGAAAUGACCAGAAUGGGCCAGAAGACUUGGCAAAGUAAUUUUGCUUCAUGAUAACACACCAUCACACACUUCAAAACCAGUUAAAGACUCGUUAAAAGAUCUUGCCUGGGAAGUAUUAACCCACCUGCCGUAUUCACCAGACCUUGCUCCUUCAGAUUACCACUUCCGAUCGAUGGCACACGCACUUUCUGAGCAGCACUUCAAAAGGUACGAAGAAGUGGAAAAUUGGGGCUCUGAAUGGUUUGCCUCAAAACAUGAAAAGUUCUAUUGGGACGGUAUCCACAAAUGACCUGAAAGAUGGGGGAAAUGUGUAGCUAGCGAUGGACAUUACAGUAGGUCCUCGGGCUAUGUUGGAGAUCCUUCCUACGGCGCGACGUAAUGCAAUUUUCGCCAUAAGUCAGAACCCACCUACAUAAGCACCUACGUCACUCAGAUGGAGCACAUACACAGCAGUAAUGAAGUGAAACAGUUAAAGAAAUUUAAAAGAAAUAUAACAAUUCCUGACCUUUACUUGUGGUAAAUAAAUAGGAAAAAACAUAAAGCACAUAUGUACAUACAUCGAAAUGACAGAACUUUUUUUAUAAAUAAAUGGGA